AUGUACACACUCCCCCCGCUGCCUUACGGCUACGAUGCUCUAGAGCCGGUGAUCUCGAAAGAGAUCAUGACUCUGCAUCACCAGAAGCACCACCAAACCUACAUCAAUAACCUCAACUCGGCUCUUUCAGAGCAGAAAAUUGCCUCCACUGCCAACGACAUUCCCAAGUUACUCUCACUUCAACAGAAGAUCAAGUUCAAUGGUGGAGGCCACAUAAACCACUCCUUAUUCUGGCGCAAUCUUACCCCACCAGGAACAGAGGAGGCUGACAUCGAAGCCGUCGCGCCUGGCAUUAAAGCCGCAAUUGAUGCUCAAUGGGGCAGUGUCGAGAAAUUCAUCACUGAGUUCAAACAGGUGCUUCUAGGUAUUCAGGGAAGUGGAUGGGGCUGGCUAGUUGUCAAACACGGACAAGAACAGGCCAGAAGCCUGGAAAUCGUGACAACCAAAGACCAAGACCCCGUGGUGACUCCGGAUGAUAGUGUUGUGCCGCUUGUUGGAGUUGACAUGUGGGAGCAUGCAUACUACUUGCAGUAUCUCAACAACAAAGCCGGAUAUGUGACCGAGAUUUGGAAGAUUAUCAACUGGAAGGUCGUGCAACAAAGGUUCUCGCAAGGCAUUCAAGCCGAAGUAUCCUUCAAGCUAUAG
This is a messenger RNA of Talaromyces atroroseus, 645 nucleotides long. Its product is annotated as Superoxide dismutase. The record is from RefSeq and is a predicted model, not a curated record. The transcript has 3 exons. Bases 1 to 645 code for a protein of 214 amino acids. Gene Ontology annotation, cellular component: mitochondrion. Gene Ontology annotation, molecular function: metal ion binding; superoxide dismutase activity. NCBI's taxonomy places the organism in Eukaryota, Fungi, Ascomycota, Eurotiomycetes, Eurotiales, Trichocomaceae. Gene Ontology annotation, biological process: superoxide metabolic process.